This is a messenger RNA of Helianthus annuus (common sunflower), 868 nucleotides long. Its product is annotated as 60S ribosomal protein L18-3. Gene Ontology annotation, molecular function: structural constituent of ribosome; RNA binding. Lineage: Eukaryota; Viridiplantae; Streptophyta; Magnoliopsida; Asterales; Asteraceae. Gene Ontology annotation, biological process: translation. The transcript has 5 exons. Gene Ontology annotation, cellular component: cytosolic large ribosomal subunit; ribosome. The coding region runs from base 119 to 682 and encodes 187 amino acids. The record is from RefSeq and is a predicted model, not a curated record.
CCAACCCAAUCUCACAAUCUACAUUGUGUUAAUAUACCCUAGCUAGCAUGACUCCUCUUUUCUGUGGAUACACCAUUUGUUUUUGCAGGUACCAGCAGCAGCAGCACCCGCCGUUACCAUGGGUAUAGAUCUCGUUGCAGGUGGAAAGAGCAAGCGGACCAAAAGAACCGCCCCUAGAUCCGAUGAUAUCUACCUCAAGCUUCUCGUCAAGCUUUAUCGGUUUUUAGUUAGGAGAACUGGAAGCAAUUUCAAUGCUGUGAUUUUGAAGAGGCUCUUCAUGAGCAAAAUCAACAAGCCUCCGAUUUCGCUUUCUCGUUUGAUUCGUUACAUGUCUGGCAAGGAAGACAAGAUUGCUGUGGUUGUGGGCACAGUUACCGAUGAUGUUAGGGUUCAUGAGAUCCCUUGCAUCAAGGUUACUGCUCUCAGGUUUACAGAGACUGCUAGGGCAAGGAUUGAGAAGGCUGGCGGUGAAUGUUUGACAUUUGACCAGUUGGCUCUCAGAGCUCCACUUGGACAGAACACGGUUUUGCUAAGAGGUCCAAAGAAUGCUCGUGAAGCAGUGAAGCACUUUGGACCAGCGCCUGGUGUCCCACACAGUCACACCAAACCCUAUGUGCGAUCCAAGGGAAGGAAGUUUGAGAAGGCCAGAGGAAGAAGAAACAGCAGAGGCUUUAGAAACUAAGUUUUCUUUAAUCGUACUUCUUGAGUUCAUGCCAUGUUCUAUACAUUUAUCUUUAUAUUUCAUCGCAGAUUAAGGCGUUAGACUACUUUUUAUUAUGAAAUUAUUGUUCUUUAGGCAUCUGUUUGGUAUUGUUGAGUGUUUUGAAUCUUCAAACAUUUUCAUUUAGAUUUCUCUUAUGAUGUUUCA